Messenger RNA from Gadus chalcogrammus (walleye pollock), 4205 nucleotides. It is a transcript of the gene fbh1, whose product is annotated as F-box DNA helicase 1. The transcript has 22 exons. The record is from RefSeq and is a predicted model, not a curated record. Gene Ontology annotation, biological process: replication fork processing; double-strand break repair via homologous recombination. Gene Ontology annotation, cellular component: nucleus. Bases 346 to 3543 code for a protein of 1065 amino acids. Lineage: Eukaryota; Metazoa; Chordata; Actinopteri; Gadiformes; Gadidae. Gene Ontology annotation, molecular function: DNA binding; hydrolase activity; 3'-5' DNA helicase activity.
AAAGAAAUUUAAAAAAGUAUUUUAUCCAGUGUACCGAAGAGGGCGCCAGAGUAUACGCGUUCACUGUCCACGACCGUCGAACAAGAACUCCCAUCGCGAGAUUUGCGACCCGUGUUUGAACUUUGGUGCUCAAUCAGUAUAGGGAGUGUUAUGCUAACUUUGAAUUUCUAAAACACCUGUUGAUUAAAUUCUGGUGGGGGACAAUUAUGUCGAACAAGCAUGGUAUCAGUAUAGCAACACACAGUAUUAUGGAGCGGUGCCAUAGUGCUGCCUGCUAAAGGCUUUUUCGCUUUCACUUGAGGACCAUGUUGAUUUGUUGACAACAUUCACUCCCACCCAGCAAGGAUGGAGCUGGCCAGGACAGGGAAGGCGAAGAGGAUCCACCUGAACGCAGAAGACUGCAAUGAGCUGGGCCGAGGCCCAGACGGCACCAGUGUCCUUAGCCAGACCAGGCCUCUUCCCAGCACCCCGAACAGGCGGCCGCACCCGAGGACGCCCACCAAGAAACGAAAGCUUGAGAGUCCCUCCAAGCAGCAGAGGAGCAUGAAUGACUUCUACCAGGUGAGCGGCGUGGUCAGUUCCAGCCCCCAGAAGGGGUCCCAGCAGCCCAGCUCCUCCCGGCACACGACGGGACGCGACGGAGGGGGUACCACCCCACCUCCACCAGCGGGUGGAGACCCCGGGGACGACGACGACGACGACGACGACGACGACGACGUUAGCCUACUGGCCGCUCUGGCUCAGGAACAUCCUGAGACGGAGAAGGGGGAAGGGGAGGAGGUAGACCACCUGGAGGGAAUCACGUCGGAGAUGUUCGACGACACUUUGUUCGAAUGCGCCGCCGCCAGAGACCGGACCAAUCAGAAAGCAGGGGGGCGGGAUCUAGGGGAGGAGGAGGAGGAGGAGGACGAGGGGGUGGAGCCGCUUCCCGACGCCCACUACGGGCUCCUGGGCAGCAGCAACAGGGGCCUCCAGGAGCCGCGGGGUCGCAUGGAGGACCUCCCCGAGGAGGUGGUCCGACUGAUCCUGCUGCUGCUGCCCGCCCAGGACCUGUACCGCCGCGUCGUGCUCGUCUGCCACGCCUGGAGGACCAUCGUCCAGGACCCCAAGUUCGUCCCGUACAAGAAGGAGUACUACCGCUACAUGAUGGGGGAGAAGGACACGGUGGCCAAGAUGAAGUCCAUCCUGGAGGACGGGGGCGUUCUGGACCCCAGCCUGCCACAGGAGAGCGUCCGACGGCUUGUCUUGUUGAUGUCCCAGCAUGCAUCUGGUGAGCGGCUGAGGCCGGAGGACCUCAUGCGGUGCGUUGGGGGGCACCGCCUCUUCCCCGUGGCCCAGUCCUGCCUCGCCCGCCGCUUCCCCGACCUCAAGCAGCAGGACCCCCACCCCUACGCGGUCAUGGCCCUCGUGCUGGUGCUGAGCGAGGCGGUGGCGGACGUCCAGGCCCUGGUGGACCUGCUGCUCGCCGCCAUGUCCCGCGGCGCCGUGGUGGAGUUCCUGAGCCACGCCGCCGCCCUCCUGCUGGCCGCCGCCAACAACGAGGUGAAGGUCAGCAGCAGGAUCCACUACAACAUCUUCUACGUCCUCUACCUGAUGCACAGCUCCUCCACCUCAAUCACCACAGGGCCCAACGGUGAGUGCUACCAGCUGACCCAUGAACAACAACAGAUUCUGAGCCACCGGAUCCAACCCGACCAGGUGGUCAAGAUCACGGCCUUUGCUGGCACGGGGAAGACGUCCACGCUGGUGCGCUACGCGCAGCAGAACCCCCGGCUCCGCUGCCUCUACGUGGCGUUCAACAAGUCGGUGGCCACCGAGGCCCAGCGCCGUUUCCCCGGCAACGUGGACUGCAGGACGGUCCACUCCAUCGCCUACAGCGACGUCGGCAAGAGCUACCAACUGAGCAAGAAGCUGGUGCCCAACCUGAAGGUGUUCUCCGUGGCCAAGGUGCUCCCGGCCGGCCGGGGCGGCUUCAUCCACGGCAAGGUGGUCACCACCGCCCUCAACGCCUUCAUGGCCUCCGCCGACCGCCGCAUCGCCCCGCACCACGUGCCAAACACCUUCAAGAACACCAAGGGCCUCCCCCAGACCCUGGACGCCCAGGAAAAGGCGGAGUAUGUCCGGGACUGUGAGGAGAUCUGGAGGAAGAUGAAAGACCUCAACGAGAAGAGCAAGGAGGGCUUCCACAUGACCCACGAUGGUUACCUGAAGCUGUGGCAGCUCAAAGAGCCGAAGCCGUGCCUGUCGGACCGCUACGACGUCAUCUUCAUCGACGAGGCGCAGGACUGCACACCCGCCAUCAUGGACGUGCUUCUGUCCCAGCGCUGUGCCAAGGUCCUGGUGGGGGACCCCCACCAGCAGAUCUACACCUUCAGGGGGGCCGUCAACGCCCUGCGCACCGCCCCCCACACACACCUCUUCUACCUCACCCAGAGCUUCCGCUUCGGAGCGGAGAUCGCCUUCGUGGGGGCGACACUUCUGCAGGUCUGCAAGAAGGUCCAGAAGAUCCUGGUGGGAGGAAACCAGACGGCAAUACAUAUCAACAAGACCAAUGAGACCACAGGAACCAUAAUACAAGCUGUUGGAUCAAAACAAGGCAGCGUUUUCGGGGAGGACUUUGACCCCGUGGCGUUGGUGCCACUCAGCACUAGCCCAGCCCCCCGCGGCGGCGCGGCCAUCUUGUCCCGCUGUAACUUCGGCGUGUUCAACGAGGCGGUGCGACUCACCGACCGCAACCCUGCCUGCACGCUCUACUUUGUUGGCGGCGUGUCCGGGAUCGGGCUGAGCAAGAUCCUGGACAUCUGGACGCUGAAACAGCCGGAGCACAGCCGCGCAGCCAACAUCAACGACCCCUUCAUCCGGUCGUUCGGCAGCUACCACGGCCUGCAGGCGUACGCGCUGCAGUCGGAGGAUGGCGAGCUGGAGGCCAAGCUGGCCGUGGUCGAGAAGCACUCCCAACGCGUCCCUGAGCUGGUGGGCCGCCUACGGGCCUGUCACCGCGACGACGCCAGUCAGGCCGACUUCAUCUUGAGCACGGUCCACAAGGCGAAGGGUCUGGAGUUCAACACGGUGAUGGUGUGCGACGACUUCGCCCGGAUCCCCUGCUCACGACACCACCUGACCCAGUUGUCGGGCUUCAACUGGUGGGACACCCCCCCAGAUGAGUGGAACCUGCUGUACGUGGCGGUGACGCGGGCCAGGAGCACACUGAUCCUGACCCGGAACAUCCGGAACAUUCUUACCCAGGCCGGGGAGUACUUCCUAAGGCCGCAGCUGCCCGGCCCCGCCCUGCCAGACGGCCUCCCCCCCUGCUGCUCCGUGGCCCAGUGUCUGCAUCGCGUCUCCGCCGACGCCGCCUUCACCAUGAGCAAGCGCCCCAUGAGAUUUAUGGACGGGUUGUCCCCUGGGGGCCCUCUGUGUGAGCGGUGUGUUUGGAAGCGCGUGGGCCCCGUAGCGUUCCUCAUGUCAGACGAGGCCCUGCCGGCCCCCGCCAACCCGGAACGCCAGGACCUGCCCAUCAACAUGAUGCUGCUGCUCUUCUAACACACACACAUAGCCAAUCACAACACACACACAGCCACUCACAACGCACACAUAGCCAAUCACAACGCACACAAACACACGAGCCACUCACAACACACACACACGCACUGUCACGACAUGCGCGUUUGUUUAUUUGCAAUCAGCGGAUUCCUUCCGCCGACCAUAAUUAGGUCAUUUUUUAUGUAUGGGGUGUGGAUACAGGUGAACUGUUGGAAGAACGUGUGUGUGUGUGUGUGUGUGUGUUCUACCUACGCCCUAGAGACUGUUACCGUACCAAAUUACAAUAAUGUUUACAGAUGUGUUCAAACUCUUUUAUUGAGUUCAUCUUGUAAAUAUCGCCCCCAUUGUGCGCCUCAUACAAGAUUCAUUGACCCAUAUAAAAAAUAAAUCAUUAAAAACGAUUAUAAAAACAACUCCCUGACUCUGAAUAGACUCCAAAUGACUGAUGUUUUCGCCCACUGAGUAUCCAAUGACCUGUCCUCAAUGGCGUUCAACUUAACUUUGCAUGUGAAUUAAGGACAUUUCCCAUUGGCUGGACGCCAUUAAAGCACAAAACAAUAAAUCCAUGGCCUUGCAGGCUUGGGGGCAAUGCCUUGUCCUCUCCCGGGAUCAGAGUCCAUCGCUACAGUUCACAUUUCACCACAGCUGCCGUGUCUCACUUC